AUGCCCGCCACAGAUCCCGGCGCGGGAGCCGGAUGCUCAGUCUCCCAGCUAUGUUACUGUCUGCAGGCAGGGGCCCGACUCCCUCCUUCCCGCGGACCAGUCAGCGGGGCUGGAUGUCAGAGGGCAACGCGGACCACCCUGGGAAGAGAUUCGGAGCUUCCCCGGGGCCCCUACGCGGUCAGUUCCUGGAAGGUUCUGAUUGCCAGUGAACCCUGCAUAGCCAUGCUGAUCAGUUACUUCAAGGCAACUCCCUCCAUCCAGUGCUCAAAUAAACGAACCCCUGGAACUUACUUCACAGCCCUAUCCAGAAACCCAGACCUUGUGCUUAUAGCUUCAAAAAAUAAAUAA
Messenger RNA from Rangifer tarandus platyrhynchus (Svalbard reindeer), 348 nucleotides. The record is from the annotation of a GenBank genome assembly. NCBI's taxonomy places the organism in Eukaryota, Metazoa, Chordata, Mammalia, Artiodactyla, Cervidae.